Molecule: messenger RNA, 801 nt
Organism: Cercopithifilaria johnstoni
Lineage: Eukaryota; Metazoa; Nematoda; Chromadorea; Rhabditida; Onchocercidae
Source: the annotation of a GenBank genome assembly
AUGCUGUUUGAUUAUGCUUUUUGCAGUGCAACACGACGCUUGUUUGCUCGUUUGAUGAAAAAAACGCUGAUGGAACCCAGAGGUAUUGUUACAAUGACUAAUGUGAACGAUGUUUCCUUCAUCAGUCAGUAUGAUGCGGUUGCACUGGACCGUGAACUAUUCAACUUUUAUGCAUUCAGUGUGGAUCAGUUAAUGGAGCUUGCAGGUCUAAGUUGCGCUCAUGCAAUAGCACGCAGUUGUGAUAAAGGGAAAAUUCUCAUCAUCUGUGGCCCAGGAAAUAAUGGUGGUGAUGGUUUCGUAUGUGCACGUCACCUAACGCUUCUCGGCUUCGAACCAUUCAUUUUCUAUCCAAAACAGUCAAAAUCAGAACUGAUGGAACGCCUUGUGAUGCAGACAAAAAAAUUGGGUAUAUCACAUAUCGAUGAAAAUAUUUUCAAAAAUCCGUCUGAAAUGAAAAAUAAAUUCACGUUGGUUGUGGAUGCUUUAUUUGGAUUUAGUUUCAAACCACCGUUAAGAGAACCAUUUGAUGAAAUAAUCGAGGCAGUCAAUAAAAGCUCCUUACCAGUGGUGUCAAUCGAUAUACCUUCAGGAUGGGAUGUCGAAAAGGGGCCGCUUGAGGGAGAACCGGCGUUCAACCCUGAUGUUUUAAUAUCAUUAACUGUGCCGAAACUUUGUGCAAAACAUUUUCACGGUCGAGCGCACUAUGUAGGCGGUCGGUUUGUGCCGAAAGCUCUCGCUGUAAAAUAUCACCUAGAUCUUCCCGAAUAUCCUGGCACAGAUUGUGUUGUGAAACUUUUCUAA